Messenger RNA from Eutrema salsugineum, 717 nucleotides. RefSeq lists its product as uncharacterized. Lineage: Eukaryota; Viridiplantae; Streptophyta; Magnoliopsida; Brassicales; Brassicaceae. The record is from RefSeq and is a predicted model, not a curated record. The transcript has 3 exons. Bases 65 to 568 code for a protein of 167 amino acids. Gene Ontology annotation, cellular component: chloroplast.
AUACAAAGCACCCCAAAUUUUGAUUAGAGUCAAUUGAGUCCUCUAUUCUUAUCGUCUUCUUCAGAUGGCAAGUCUCUCCAUCCCCACCGUCUCUCUGUCGCCGUUUCGGUUUCAAACUCAGACCCGAAUUACAAUACUUAAUACCCGAACGCGAAAGAAUCUCAACUCAUUGAAUCUCAAGCAGACAAAAAUCUUCACGCAAAUUAGAGGUUUGGGCGGAAAUCGGAGAGAAGAGAAGGAUUCGAGAUUCGUUAAUGAAAAUGGCGCAAUUGAUGACAUGGAAGGUUACUUAGACCAUCUCUCACUCGAAUACGACUCCGUCUGGGACACAAAGCCCUCCUGGUGUCAGCCAUGGACGAUAAUGUUAACGGGUCUAUCAAUAGUGGCAUGUAGUUGGGCAAUAUUACAUUCGGUUUUAGUUUCAUCGCUUGCUGGUGGUUUAAUUGGCGCUUGGUGGUACAUUUUCCUUUAUAGCUACCCAAAGUCGUAUUCAGAAAUGAUUGCUGAAAGAAGGAAAAGAGUAGCUGAUGGUUUUGAAGAUACUUACGGCAAAAACAAGAGUUCAUAGAAAAUCCCCACCUCCUAAUGUUUGAAAUAACAUUCGUUUGUUAUAUCAUUCGUUUGUUUGUAGCAUAAAUCGUUUUUUUUUUUCUGUUUGUGUCUAUAGUAACAUCCAUGUAUUUGUUUAUCCCAAUUGCAUUCCCAGAUGUUUGGAUA